UUCAUAAUUAUAUUUAGUGACCGUUUAUAUCCAUUAAUCACCUGUUCAGAAAAUGAGAUUUUUUCGUACAUUCAUAUGCUCUACUUUGAGCUUAGCUAUGUUAUCUUGUUUUAUACUAUAUCAAUGGCUGUCAAUUGACGUGAAUAAUGCAAUCACCUCCUCCAAAAUUGAUUCAAAACUUGCACUGCUCAUAACUAAUGAAUUAUCUCGUCUUUUAAGUCCAGAGAUACCUGCUGUUGAGGAUGUUGGAGAGAUGGUGAUGAAAACCUGGUUCAAAGAAGAAAAGGAAUUUUGUAAGAAAGUUUUGGAUGGUACUCAUCAUCUGUUCAGAAAUGAAGCAUGCCGAAAGGGUUGUUUAACUCCAAACCAGCCAGAAACCAGGCGAAGUGUUAUUAUCAUACCUUAUCGAGAACGUGCAGAACAUUUGGUGGAAUUGAUCCCUCGUCUAGUUGAAUUACUUACAAAACAGAAUAUAUGUCACCUACUGGUUGUCUCUGAACAGACUGAUCAAUAUCCAUUUAAUAAAGGAAUUAUAAUGAAUGCUGCGUUUGUUGAAGCGUUGAAUUGGAUACCAUUUCACUGUGCAAUAUUUCAUGAUGUUGAUCUUCUACCUUUGAACAAUGCUGUUCCAUAUUCAUGUUCAUUAUAUCCGAAGCAUAUAAGUUUAUGCGUAGACAAAUUUAAAAACAGGUUACCUUACAUUGAAUUAAUUGGUGGCGUCCUAUCUAUUCCACUAAAGAUAUUUCUCCGAGUCAAUGGAUAUUCUAAUCUGUUUUGGGGAUGGGGUGCUGAAGAUGAUGAUAUGCAUGAAAGACUUAUGAUAAACGGAAUUCCUGUAACUCGGCCUGAUCCAGAUGUAGCCCAGUUCACAAUGCUCAAACAUAAACCAAGUCGUGCAUUUCAUGUGACUCUAAGAACGCAAAUAUUAUCAUUCACAAAAGCAAGAUAUCGUCUUGAUGGAAUUAACAGUCUGAACUACACUCUGGUUGAUUCAAAAUCAAAUGGUCAAUAAAACUCCUAAUCCACACGACGAAUACAACAGAACAGCGUUCGUUUUUCAUGAAAGGAAUAGUUUUAAACCAACUGACAAGUACGAUUAUCGAAUAUUGCAUAUGAAAAUUUCUGUCAGUAAACCACCAGCUCAAUUCAUUGAAAAUAAUUCGAUAUGAAACCGAUACUCUCCUGUAAGAUAAUAAAAUCUGUACACAGGAUGCCGACAGAGGGAAAAAUAGUGCUUUUAUAAAGAAACAAGGAAUGUUAUUCACAUUUUAUGCUGUCAUUCAUGUUGACAAGGAUGACCAGUGGUCGAUUGAGUUACAGUAGCAAAAUCAUUCAAAUAUUGUUAUUUGUUUGUAGAUUGAGAUUACAAGUAUCUUCACAAACGGAAAAGCAAAAAGAAUAUAUAUAUGUUCUCUGCAUAAAAAUGGGCUGACGGUGAUGAUGUAACUUUUGUAGAAGAUAUUUAAAAUAUGGUAUUUAUUAUUUGUA
Heterobilharzia americana is the source of this 1488-nucleotide messenger RNA. The record is from the annotation of a GenBank genome assembly. Lineage: Eukaryota; Metazoa; Platyhelminthes; Trematoda; Strigeidida; Schistosomatidae.